CAUGAAAAUAAUAUUGUUUUAGACAUGCUUUAAUUGUUAAAAUGCAUCUAACUUCUCUUAUGAGAACUGUUUUAUACAGAGCAUCGUUUCGAGUAAAUACGAAAUCCAUAAUGACUACACCACGAAAACUCCAAGAAGUCAUAGAUGAUCUAAAAGGCAACCCAUUCUAUGAUAAAUAUGCUUCUAAAAUUUCAAAGUUGCAAAAGGAGGCUCCUAAUGAAUUUAAAUCUAGGAUCGAGGAAACUGGUAUGACAAAAACAAAAAAAUUCGAUGCUCCUAAGAAAGAUGAACGACAGUAUUCACAAUUGUUGAAUCCUAAAACAAAGAUCAAUGAAGUAACUCAGUUAAAGCAAGAAAGCUUAGAGAAAAUUAUGAAAAUAGAGCUGAUUAAGGACAAGAAUAGUGAAGAGAUCAAAUUAAUUUGGGAACAGUAUCAUAGGCAAAAAGAAUAUUGCAUUGCAGCAACGAUACCUUCAAAAGAUUUUGAUAAAUUAAAUGAGAAUUCUAAAAAACAUCCAACUUUCAUCUUUGCUUUACCUAGAUCCCAAGGUUAUGAAUUUAUAUUAUGUCAGUUUUCACAAAAUUCUGUGCAUUUUACCCCUCUUCUGUACUACCAAGUUCACAAAGAAAAUGCACCUGAAUGCCUCACUAUUACACAUUAUGAUGAGUUUAAAGAUGAUAAACAUAUUGUUUUGAUGAGAGGGGAAUAUGAUAAGAACAUCAUUAAUGCUCAAGAAGCUCAGUGUCUUGCAAAUCAAUUACAACUGUACUAUGUACAAGAAGAUCCAGAGAAAAAGAAACUAUUGGAAAUUUUCACAAAUGAGCCUGAUAACUUUAAACACAUGGAUCUUAUUAAACAUAUAGAAAGUUUGUCAAUUUCUUAGGUAUUACAUUGUAAAAUAUGUUAUAGGUAUACUUGUGUAAUAUAUAUUUCAAAGUGUAAACCAUCUUUAUAUUUAAAAAAGUGGUGAAUUAAACA
This is a messenger RNA of Psylliodes chrysocephalus, 979 nucleotides long. Lineage: Eukaryota; Metazoa; Arthropoda; Insecta; Coleoptera; Chrysomelidae. The record is from the annotation of a GenBank genome assembly.